GAGCUCAGUUGAGUUUCAAACUUCAACAGGUGUUGAAUACGCGCUACAGUAGACAGCUAUCCCAUACGAUCAAUCGAUUCGGUAAAGCAAAACAAGCAAGCGGAAUUAACGAACGAGCACGUGAUCAGCGUCUCAAGUCGUAAAUUAAGAAAAAGUGCCGGACCAAAAACUUGAAACCCCGGUGUGCCAGUCCACUAAAGUUUAUGUGUUUCUUCUAGCGAUCAAAAAACCACUCUUGGAUUACCCCGCUUCACUUAGAGACCAGUUGUCUGCAAGCAGACCGCUUAUAAGUUUGCCCAUCUACAGGAGAAUGGGUCGCCAGUCGACUUGCAGGCUGGUCCUGCUGCUGGCCUUCAGUCUGGCCCUAAUCCACGCCAGCCACUCGAGCGCCGUGAGCAACAAGAUCCACUACGUCCAGGAUGAUCUGACGGAAAACGAGCUGAAUUCCGGCGAGGAGGAGGUGAGCCCCAAGAUCUCCACGCCCAAAGUCAAGGAACUUCCCGUGGAGACGACGACGACCACCAAGAGCCCCGAAAAGAAGCCGACGCCCCUGGCCACCCAGAAGUCCCUCACCGAGGAGGCCCUCAAGGAUCUAAUGGAGGCGGCCAAGCACAGCCAGGCCCUCGCCGAUGAUCCCCACUUCAACAAGAUGUUCAACUCGACGGUCGCCGCCGACGACAAGAACUCCACCGAAAGUGACGACAGCAGCGAGUACUACGCCUACGACGACGACUACAACUAUUUCGACGAGGACUCGGAGACGACCACCUCGGGUCCCAAGAAGGCCAAGAGCAAUCCCAAGCUGCAGCCCAUCGUGGACGCCAUCCGGGACACCAAGGCCAAGAACUCCGACAAAAAGACCAAAGAAAGUACUAAUGACAUCGACAGCGACUCUCAAUACGAUUACGAUGAGGACGAGGAUGUAGAUGAUGAUGAGGACGAUGCCUCCGAAGAUCUGCUGACCGAUGAUGAGCAGGUGGUCUUCAGCGAGGACGUUCCCUGCCCGCGAUUCUGCCAGUGUGCCCGUAAUGUCAACAGCUAUCUGGUGGCCACCUGCAGCAGACUCGACACCGGCAUCCAGAAGUUCGGCUCGGACAUCACCGACUUGGUGGUGACCAAUGUGGGUCCCAAGUACCCCAUCCUGAUGGGCCCCAAGUUCUUCCUGAAUCUGGGCCUCAAGAACGUGGCCUCGAUCAAGAUCGCCAACUGCACCUUGGAGUACCUGCACCAAGACGCCUUCCACGGCCUGAACGAGCUGUAUGCUCUUAACCUGACCGACGUGGGUCUGGCCAUCAUCAAUCCGGAUACCUUCCUGGGCAACAAGAAGCUGCGCAUGCUGACCAUUUCGGGCAAUGACCUGAGCGUGAUGUCCAGCCUUCACUAUCUGCUGAACUCUUCCAGCAUUGAGGAGCUGGACUUCUCGCGCAACAACCUCAUGGAGCUGAGUCCCAAGGCCUUCUCCCAGCUGACCAAUGUGGUCUACAUCAACCUCAGCCAGAAUAGUUUGAAGAAACUGCCUGAGAAGGCGUUCGAGAAGGUCACUCUGCUGGAGGAACUGGACCUUUCCUACAACUCCCUGACUGAGCUGCCUCGCGAUAUCUUCAACGGCACCACCCUGUCCAUCCUGCACCUCAAGUACAACACCUUCAAUGGCGACCUGCACUUCGGCACCAAGGAUCUGCAGCAGCUGGACCUGAGCUUCAACUCGAUCGUCCAGGUGCACCACAGCAUGUUCGACAAGAUGCCCGGCCUGACCAACCUGAACCUGAAGGGCAACGGCAUCCGGAAGAUCCAGCCCGACUCGUUCCUCACGCUGAAGAGCCUGCGCCACAUCGAUCUGUCCAUCAACGAACUGGACCAGAUCUCGGGAAUGCUGUUCUUCAAGAACUCGGAACUGGACGUGAUCCGCUUGAACGACAAUCCCCGCCUGAGCCAACUGCCCACCGAUGGGUUCCUGAGCUACAGUGGUGAGUUCACCGUCUACUACCUGGACAUUUCCAACUGUGCCAUCGGUCCGCUGGGCCACAAGGCCUUCUCCACCAUGCCGCACCUGACCACCCUGAAGUUGGCCUGGAACAACAUUAACCACCUGCCGCGUGAGGUCUUCACCAGGCUGCACAAGCUGAUCGACUUGGAUCUGAGCAACAAUCUGAUUCCGCGCAUGGACGACCUGAUCUUCAUGGACAACGGCGAGCUCACCAAGCUGAGUCUGGCCGGAAAUCCCAUUAGCCGCCUGUCGGUCCGCCUCUUCCUUCCGCUGCACCAGCUUCGCUCCCUGGAUGUCAAUGACUGCGAGCUCACUUCCCUGCUCUCCGAUCGCGAGAUGGGCAAGGGCUACAAGAUCUUCGACAGCCUGCGCAGCUUCAACGCCUCGGGUAAUCUGAUCAAGAAGAUCUCGGCGGAGGAUGUGAAGAGCUUCAAGAACCUGCGCUCCCUGGACAUCACCAACAAUCCGCUGAAGUGCACCCGCGACUUCCAGGACUUCAUCAGCUACGUCACCCUGCAGAUGCAGAUGACGCCGAGGCGUCUGCCUGUCCUGGCCAAUCUGGAGGACGAUGCCACCAUUGUGGAGCUGGAGACCCAGGCGCAGGCCGGAUGGGCGUCCUUGGCCCACGAGGUGUGCAAGCAUGCCGAGGGCUCUGAACUGCUGGACGAGAAGAAGGCCGACAGCGCCGAGGAGAAGCUGGAGAAGCGGCUGAAGGAGAGCGAGAAGAAGCUGGACGAGGACGAGGCCAAGCUGCUGAGUGUCCUGGACAAGAGUGUGCUGGACAAGAGCCGGCUGAAGGGCAUGCAGGAGAUCAUGAAGGGCUCGGUCACCGCUGAGACGGUGAAGCCCGAGGACGAUAGUUCCGAGGAGAAUCUAAACAAUGGUGGCGAGGACAAGGAUGAGGACAGCAGCGACUAUGACAGCGACGAGGACGACGACGAUGAUGAGGACGAUGAUGAUGAUGAUGACGAUCGCUUCGAGGAGGCCAAGAAGGCCGAGAAGAAGGCCGACAAGGCCUUUGACAAAUUUGUGAACAAGGAACUGAAGCCAGUGCUGAAGGACGAAGGUGUCCAGGCGGAGGAGGUGGACAUGUCCCAGGAGACACGGGAUCGCUUCCUGCUGGACAAACUGGGCUUCGACAGCGAAAGCGAGGAGUCCGAUGAAUACACCGAGAAGAUGAUCUUCCACGGCCAGCUGUCCUACGACCUGGUGGUCCCACUGAUCAUCGUGUCCUUCUGCCUCCUGAUGAUCGUGCUCUCCAUCGCCCGCGUGAUCUACGUGGUGCUGCGCAAGCGCGGCGAACGCUACCGCAUGGCCCUGCUGGCCUCGAAGAACUCGUUCGUGUACCAGAAGCUGAGCGAGGACAUCGUCAAGCCCACCAGCGCCAAGGAUCAGAAACAGCCCAAGCACCUGAAGCAGCCCAAGGUGCACCGAUAUGCGCCCAUCAACCAGGUCUAAGGUCUAAGUCCACCUAGAAUCAGCAGUUCCGGGUCGAACGAGUUGCGCUGUUUUUCUAAUUUAUAAGUUUAUUGAUAGUUGAAAAAGUGGAAAAUCACAUCAGACAAUUGACUACACGCAAGCACAAGAAUGAAAUGAAACAGGAGCAGGAGGAGCAGUUAAAAGUAUUAGCGAAAGUGCGAGGAAACAAAGCAACAACUGAGAAAUACUUGAAUCCAAAUAAGAGGGAGAAGAAUACUAGGAAACCAAUCCUUUGUCCAUGAAAUAGCCUAUACCGCCUAGAAAGUAGAGGUGGGUUUUUGAGUAUGCGUUUGAUUAGCAACCGUUUCGAAAGCAACGGACUUGCAACCUAUCGAACCACUGCCCCCAACCCAAUCCAAUCUAUCCAUAUCCACAUCCAUAUAUACUUAUGAGAAUUUCGGGAACAACUUGAAGAUUUAGUGCCAUUUUGCCAAAAUUCAAACCGAGCGUAAAUUACUUAAAAACAUUAGGGUUUCUAAACUGAGUGCCACGUCGGGACUGAGAAACGAGGCGAGA
Molecule: messenger RNA, 3982 nt
Organism: Drosophila takahashii
Lineage: Eukaryota; Metazoa; Arthropoda; Insecta; Diptera; Drosophilidae
Gene: Gp150
Product: glycoprotein 150
Molecular function (GO): protein binding
Source: RefSeq, a predicted model, not a curated record